Dujonia railenensis is the source of this 1689-nucleotide messenger RNA. The record is from the annotation of a GenBank genome assembly. NCBI's taxonomy places the organism in Eukaryota, Fungi, Ascomycota, Pichiomycetes, Serinales, Debaryomycetaceae.
AUGGUUUACGUUAGUACCGAUACUCAAGCUUUCACUAGAUUUGUUAAACAGCUACCUGAAUAUUUAGAAGUUCCUCACGAUAAGGAGCCUACUAUAUUACAAAAUGCUGAUUUGGAACCAAUACCUCCAGUUAGAAGAAUUUGGUCAUUUUGGAGUUUUUUUGGAUACUGGGGUGUACCAAAUAUCACUAUUUGGACAUGGCUGACUGGGUCAGCAAUGUUGGCCUUAGGUUUGAAUAUCGGACAUACCAUGGGAGCAUUGACUCUUGGAAAUAUACUCAUUUGUAUCUAUACAUGUCUGAAUUCAGGUCCUGGUUCCAAGUAUCAUAUUGGAUAUACUGUCUGUCAAAGAAUGAUAUUUGGGAUAUACGGAUCUGGUAUUGGAAUCGUCAUAAGAGUUAUACUCUCUAUUGUAUUCUACGGUUCCCAGAGUUGGUUAGGUGGCCAGGCAAUGGUCGUCAUGUUCUCAACCUUCAGUGACAAUUUUUUGAACUUGAAAAACACAUUCCCUGAGUCACUUGCAAUGACAACUAGAGAUUUUAUUGGAUUUUUCUGCUUUCAAUUUAUUCAAAUGUUCUUCUAUUUUAUGAAACCCGAGAAGAUGAACUCGUACGUGAACUUUUCAUGUCUUAUUACCUUCAUUGCCUUUGUUGGAGUCCUUAUCGCCUGCUUAGCUAAAAAUCAUGGUCCUGGUCUAAUUUACUACGAAAAAGUUGUUUUACUGCCUAGUGAGACAGGAUGGAUGUGGUUGUACGCUAUGACCAUUUGGUAUGGUGCUUUAUCACCGGAUUGUACUAAUCAGUGUGAUUUCUCUCGUUUUGCAUCUAGCAAAAAAAAGAUGUACUUUGGCAUUGUAUCUUCUAUUAUGAUAACAGGAACUUUCGUACCCUUAGCAGGACUAAUUUGUGCUUCAGCUACUCAACAACUAUAUGGGACCUCCUUGUGGUUGCCUACCGAUAUUGCAAUGCAAUGGAUGACCGAUAACUAUUCAUCUGGUUGCAGAGCGGCAUGCUUUUUCCUUGGGUUUGCCUUUGCAUCUUCUCAGUUGACAUUCAAUGUUUUAGCAAAUGGCUUUGCAGGAGGAAUGGAUCUUGCUGGAGUUUGUCCAAAAUACAUUAAUAUCAGAAGAGGUGCUAUAAUUACUGCCUUAUUAUCGUGGGUAACUCAACCAUGGAACUUUUACAACACAUCUUCUGUAUUUAUGAGUGUGAUGAGUUCUUUUGGGGUUUUUGUUACUCCUAUAAUUGCAAUUGUAGUUGCAGAUUUCCAUAUCAUUCGUCGUGGAAAGCUUCCACUCCAAGAUCUUUAUCUGACACAUUCUGAUGGAACAUUCUACUUCACGAAAGGUUUUAAUCUCAGAGCAAUCGGAGUCUGGAUAGUUAGUAUGGCUCCAGGAAUUCCUGGAUUAGUAGCAAGUGUUGAAGCGACCUUUAAGAUUCCAUCUGGGUUGAUGAAUUUCUUCUAUGGUAAUGUGGUAUUCGCUUUUGUAUGUCCUUUAAUACUUUACUCAAUAGUGUGUUACAUUUUUCCACUCAAAAAUGCAGGUGUUACCGACACAGUUGAUUAUUUCAAUGCCUUCACAAUGGAAGAAUGCAAGGAGAUGAACUUAAUUCCUGCCUCCUCAGUAGAGGUUCUAGACGGUGAAUCUGUUACUUUGGAACUUGAGAAAUUCCUGCUGAAAAAGGUAUAA